Molecule: messenger RNA, 1384 nt
Organism: Priapulus caudatus
Lineage: Eukaryota; Metazoa; Priapulida; Priapulimorpha; Priapulimorphida; Priapulidae
Product: chromodomain-helicase-DNA-binding protein Mi-2 homolog
Exons: 10
Coding region: 131-1384 (417 amino acids)
Source: RefSeq, a predicted model, not a curated record
GCCAUUUUGUUGUCGCCGAGCGGCGAUUAGGAUCGUUGUUGAAAAACCUCUUCUUAUUGUGUGAAAAUAGUAAAUGCUUUAGUCAGAAAACCAGAUUUUGUGCAAGGAACUUGUGUUGAACUUAUAAACCAUGUCUUCGCGAUCUCGCAGGUCAAAGGAAACGCCAGAACAGGCCGAAGGAAGCAGCACAGACAUAGACGAUAUGGAAAAGGCAAAAUCCGAUCCCGACCCCACGGGAAGCGAUUGUGAUGCAAGAGCCCAGGCCCAGGGGACAAACGGUGACAGUUGUGAGUCUCCCGCAGUCGAGUGUGACAACACAGAUGAGGACCCUGACUGGGGAGAUCGCGACAAAGGGAAGAGGAGGAAGAAGGAGACGAGGAGAUCGGCACGAUCGAAGAAACGCAAGAUAGUUGAAGAAAGCGACGAGGAUGUUGUUGCUGCUGCCGCUGCACAGGAGGAUCCGGAUGGGCUGGAAAGCGAUGAGGAAGCGAAGCCAAAGAAGAGCUCACGGAGGACAAAAGCAGCACACAAGUCCGAUCAGGAGGACAAUGAGAGCGAAGAGGAGACGAAAGUCACGAAGAAGUCUAGAAAACACAAGGCUGCUUCCUCAUCGGGCAAGAAGACAUCGGCGGACCUGUGCGAGAGCUUCGGCCUCUCGAAGGUCGACCUCGAGUACACGGACGCCGACUUCAAGAACCUCACCAACUACAGGGUGUUCACAGAGAAUAUACGCCCCCUCCUGGCGGAAAACCAGAAACUUUCACCGAGCAAGAUGAAUCAGCUGCUACAGGCUUAUUGGCGGGAAUUCACCGAGCAGAACCCAUACAAAGAUGAGGUGGAGGAAUCCAUUGAGGAUGUUGACAUUGACGACCCGCCACGCCGGAGCUCAAGAGAUAAGAAGAAGAAGAAGAAGAAGGUGCCGCCAUUGAAGAUCAAGCUUGGCGGCGGCGGCGGCGGAGAGCGGCGAUCGAAAAAGCGCAAGAAGGCUGGAAGCUCGGAAGAGGACGAGUUUGAUCUAAAGGCGAAGAAUUCCGACGAGGAGUUUGAGCGGAUGCUCAUGUAUUCGGACAACGACGACGGGUCGCCUGGCUCCACGCAGCAGAAGUCGAAGAAGAAGAAGAAGAACGGCGGCAAGGGCGCGAAGAAGAGCAAGAAGAACAAGACGAAGACGACGUCGAGCUUCCCGGAGGAUCACGACGGAGACGCGGACGGAUACGAGACCGACCAUCAGGACUACCAUUGCGAGGUGUGGUUCAAGCAGGGAGGCGGAGAUCAUCCUCUGCGACAGCCUAGCCCGCGUCGUUCCACCUCGUCCUGCCUUGACCCCCCCGAGCUGGAGCAGGCCGCCCGAUGGGAAAAGUGGAGGCUGCCCUCACCUGUGUAA